Penicillium oxalicum is the source of this 1500-nucleotide messenger RNA. RefSeq names its product RING finger domain protein. The transcript has a single exon. NCBI's taxonomy places the organism in Eukaryota, Fungi, Ascomycota, Eurotiomycetes, Eurotiales, Aspergillaceae. Gene Ontology annotation, molecular function: zinc ion binding. Bases 1 to 1500 code for a protein of 499 amino acids. The record is from RefSeq and is a predicted model, not a curated record.
AUGGAGUCUCUACCGAGUCUCCCAAAUACUGGAAGGAGGACGUCUGCCGAUGACACUUCCAGCAUUAGAGCUAUUUCAGAACAACCCGCUGCGAACGCCCCAGACCAAAUCGAAUCCACCGAAGAUGAAGAGACUGAAACCGUUAUACUCAACAAGACUGCCCCGGCUGCAAGCCCAGCCGAACAGACAGUCACCCAAACCCCAUGCAACUCAGACCCCGUCGACAGCCAAGAUGAACCCCGCAAGUGCUGGAUUUGCUACACGGACGAGACCGAAGACUCGCCCCUCAACUCAGAGUGGCGAUCACCCUGCCCAUGCGCCUUGACGGCCCACGAGGCAUGCCUUCUCGACUGGCUCGCAGAUAUGGAAAACCCUAGCUCGCGCAAACGGACGGGGACUGGUGCGAAGAUGGUCUGCCCGCAAUGCAAAUCAGAGAUUGUGGUGACUCGGCCACGGAGCUACGUUGUCGAUGCCUUGCGCCUGAUGGAGCGGAUUGCGGGUCGACUGGUCCUUCCUGGCAUGGUGUUUACGGUUGCCGGAACAAUGUGGGCUGGAUGCUGCGCGCAUGGCAUUUACUCCAUGUACCUUGUGUUUGGCACAGAGGAGGCGAAGCAGAUUCUCGAGGACAGCGUCGAUGGCCCGUGGAACCCGGGGAUGAACCUCGGGCUACCCCUGAUUCCGCUCGUUCUGAUCUUCUCGCGCACUCGCUACGCCGAGGGUCUUUUGCCGGCAAUCCCGGUCUUGUUUUUCGCCGCGCACAGCCCAGGGCAUGAGCCAAACUUUGAUCUGUGGCCGCCCACUUCGGCAAUGACGUUUGCCGCUCUGCCAUACGUGAAGAGCUUCUACGGGGCAAUGUAUGACCGAAUCUUCGGUGGCCUGGAGAAGAAAUGGAUUGCUGAAGUUCAGCCCCGGGCGACGGAAGAGGUCAUGGACGAAGUACAGCAGCAAGAUCAGGCCGAGGGCCUGAAUCGGUUUGGUGACAACAUGAACGGUCAAAUAUUGAUGGAGAUUGACCUUGAACUGCAGGUAGGAAUGGGAGGCGACGACGAGCCACUAGAGGACCUACCAAUUCCAGCUCACGAUAAUCAAAAUGGCGCUGACCGUGAUGCCCAGGAUGGCCAGGCGCAAGGGCAGGAUGCUGGCCAAAAUAACGGAAUGGGCCUUGGACGUCGCCGGAACGAGAUUAUUGCAGACACCGGUAGUCUUGCCGACACUAUCCUGGGAGCACUGGUGUUCCCCGCCAUCUCUGCUUCGAUGGGCGGGUUGCUGAAAUAUGCCCUGCCCAAGGCGUGGACCACACCCUCCUCUGUGCUUGAGAAGAGCCGACCGAACCUGCUGCAGACUCGCUGGGGCCGCAGUGUUGUUGGUGGCUGCAUGUUUGUGCUCCUCAAGGAUGCACUUGUUCUCUACUGCCGCUGGAAGCUCGCACAAACACAUCGACGCCGCAAGGUGCAAAAUUAUGAUCGAAGCAAGAAGCAGCAUCACGGCAGGAGAAGGUGA